This is a messenger RNA of Penaeus chinensis, 1811 nucleotides long. RefSeq lists its product as uncharacterized. The coding region runs from base 67 to 1662 and encodes 531 amino acids. Lineage: Eukaryota; Metazoa; Arthropoda; Malacostraca; Decapoda; Penaeidae. The transcript is spliced from 10 exons. Gene Ontology annotation, molecular function: mRNA binding. Gene Ontology annotation, biological process: mRNA export from nucleus. Gene Ontology annotation, cellular component: nucleus. The record is from RefSeq and is a predicted model, not a curated record.
AACCUUUAGGAAUGUGUAAGUCAAAGCAGUAACAUCGACUGAGGCAGGAAAUGUAGAUUGACUGUAAUGUUACUUUCUUCCAGAAACAUAGUAAAGGACGUGGGAGGGGGACUGGGAAGAGGUCGGAUUAUCAAAGGACGUCCAAAUCUGAUAAUUGGACCACCAGCACAAGGGGUUAUAGGUGAUGCUAGAAACAAAAUCAUCCAGAAAAAACGUCUUCGACUCAGAGAUGCACGGGAUCGCCUCGCUGAAAUUGCAAAGCAGGGUGAUGCUCGAGACAAGAUCAACAAGAACAGGAAGUUCUCCAAUGCAACACAGAAGAAUCCUGUCAUACGGAAGACCCCCAGACUAAUGGAUGAGAACAUGAGGAAUGAGAAUUUUCCUUCUUAUCUUGGUGGACAGACCCGCAUGCAAGGAACAUCACUGAUCCGCACAGUGGCUGGGAGUGAUGGGCUCGGCAAAGGGAAUGUCAUAGUUAGAGGAAAGCCAACUGCUACCAACUUCUCAAAAGGACUGCAGAGGCAAAUUCCAUCAAACAGUCGACCGCAGUCUAUCACAAGAACUCGUGAUGGUGAACGUUAUCAUCCAUUGCCAAAUAACCCCCAUGUUGUGACAAUCAAGAAUGACAAAGCAGACUUUUAUAAUCCAUCCUAUCAGCAAGUUGCAAGACAGCAAGAGUUGAGGGAACCACCAAUGAAGCUGUCAGCCAGGAAUCCUCCAGUCCGAUCCAUGGGGCUGUCUUCAGCAGGAUCACAGACUUACAGUGUGAGUGGGAUGCGGUCAGAUGCCAUGAUGAGAGCUCGAUCUCCUGAGCAUAGGCUGUAUCGUUCCAGAAAAUCUCCAGAAAUGGAAGAGAUCAGACCAACUCGUUUAAAAAUAACUACAGCAAAUAAUUUCAGGGAGCCAAGUCCACAGUAUAGUGAUGGAUGGGAGUCACCACCAAGGUUGCCUUCAAGAGUGCCAGCAGCAAGGGCCCCUGCAACAAGGGUCACAGCCUCAAGACCUCCACCUCCUCGAGUGCCUGCUAGAAUAGCAACCAGGUCUCCUGUCAAGAAACGGCCGGCAUAUGAUGAUGAGGAUGUGGAAACUGUCACUCGCCCAAAGAAGAUGGCUCCUCUAUCAUCUGGUUUAAUGGCACGCCUUGAUCAGCCUCAAAGGUCUAGUGCUCCUCAGGGAUACAAGGUGUUGGUUACUAAUCUGCACCACUGUGUUAGUGUUGAAGACAUGGAAGAGCUGUUUGGGACCAUUGGACCAAUUAUUUCAGCUCGAAUAGUGAGAGAGGGCAUUGCCGAAGCAGUCUUUCUGAAUGAGGAGGAUGCUUUCAGAUCAGUUGAGGUAUUCAACAACAGGCAGUUAGAUGGACAGCCUAUGAGUGUAACUGUUGUUAACAAAAAGUCAUCCUCACUCUCAGCACCACCACCUCCACCAAUUCCUGCAAAUCCUAGAACUCAAACCAAAUCUGUUUUAAAAGCUGCAAGUGGCAGCAGUCUGUUGACGAGCGGCAGAGGCACUGCAGGACUGCCGGGUCUCAAAAGCUCAAGGAAGGAGGAGCAGGUAGCGCCCGACCUGUCAACAAUCCGCCAGGCUCUUUUCAACAGGUCUCAUCCUCCUGCUUCAGACCACACCUUCCUCGUGAAACUCCCAAAAGCACAGUCUAAAUAGGCGUAGGUCGGCUUAAAAUGCAAGGACGCAGUAUUUUUUUUUUCUCCUCCUGUCUUCUCCUCUUCCUCCUCCUGUUUUAUAUUCUUUUGCUUUACUAUACCUCUCUCUCUCUCUCUCUCUCUCUCUCUCUCUCUCUCUCUCUCUCUCUC